AUGGACCACCACCGUCCGCACCCCUUCUCCGCCUUCGAAGGCUACUACUCCAAAUUCGACCUCCCCUCCGGCGGCCAUCUCGCCCUCGUAGCCUGCAAAGUCCGCAAUGCCCGCUCAAAACCACACAUGCUCUCCUUCACUUACGUUCCACCCGGCUCGUCUUCAUCAGAAGUCUACCAGCGCGAAGUAUGGCCCGACUCCAUGACCUUCACUCCUCUUCCCGGCGACGAAGGUUUCCGCAUCGACAUUCCCUCCAUCGGCGUCAUCCACUGGACUGAGAAGUUCACACAAUACUACCUCGACCACUCGGACUUCUCUUUCCAUGCGACAGCUACGAAUCGCACGCCGUGGUGUCCCAGUCAAGCGAACAGCACACCAGAGUCAUGGCUCGUCUACCUGCCUUUGCCGCUGCAUUGGCACGUCCACUCUCUCGCUUCAACCGCCGAAUUUGAGCUCUCCAUCCCGUCUGACGUGCUGCCGGAGGAAGACAAGAAAGGCACAGCUCUUGUUCACGACGAGAAGAACUGGGCGAAAUCCUUCCCUUCCGCACAUAUCUGGGUCCAAGGCCGCUCAUCAGAUCAGACGAGCAUCUGUCUCGCUGGCGGCCAAAUUCUAGGAAUGGAAGCUUUCCUCCUCGGAUAUCGGUCACCCACCUUGAAUCUUUCCUUCAUCCCGCCGUUUGCACUACGCAUUUUCGGCUGGUCACCCUUCCUCUCAUACAUCCAGUCCUGGGACGAGAAGAAAUUCGACCUCACAGUGUCCAGUUGGCGGUAUAAAUUGGAAGUGCAAGCCACAGCCCCGAAAGGGACGUUCUUCAGUCUGAGUAGUCCAUUUCCGGAAGGCCAUCGGGAGAACUAUUUGGGCCAGAGUUUUGCCGCGACGAUACGGGUGAGGAUUUGGGAGAGAGGUUGGUUGGGACCUUUUGGUGGAGGUGAGUGGGCGAGGGUGAGGGAGGAGGUGUUUGAGGGUGGAAGUCUGGAGUUUGGAGGGGAGUUCUAUCCGCCGAGGGGGAGUGAGGUUCGGGAGCGUUGA
Zymoseptoria tritici IPO323 is the source of this 1032-nucleotide messenger RNA. RefSeq lists its product as uncharacterized. The transcript has a single exon. NCBI's taxonomy places the organism in Eukaryota, Fungi, Ascomycota, Dothideomycetes, Mycosphaerellales, Mycosphaerellaceae. The record is from RefSeq and is a predicted model, not a curated record. Gene Ontology annotation, molecular function: tocopherol cyclase activity. The coding region runs from base 1 to 1032 and encodes 343 amino acids.